Agrilus planipennis (emerald ash borer) is the source of this 2819-nucleotide messenger RNA. It is a transcript of the gene dpa, whose product is annotated as DNA replication licensing factor MCM4. Lineage: Eukaryota; Metazoa; Arthropoda; Insecta; Coleoptera; Buprestidae. Gene Ontology annotation, biological process: mitotic DNA replication initiation; double-strand break repair via break-induced replication; DNA strand elongation involved in DNA replication. The record is from RefSeq and is a predicted model, not a curated record. The transcript is spliced from 13 exons. The coding region runs from base 188 to 2752 and encodes 854 amino acids. Gene Ontology annotation, cellular component: nucleus; MCM complex. Gene Ontology annotation, molecular function: single-stranded DNA binding; ATP hydrolysis activity; ATP binding.
AUUCAUCUAAUUAGAUAACCUCACAAUUUCUUCUUCGAGGGUGGAAGUAUUCUGUUUAUAAAAUCAUUGUAAUUACUUUUAUACAGAAAUAACUCAAAAAUAUUCAUUGUUUAUAAAAAUAAAGUAGUUAAUCUAGAUAUAGGUCCGACUACAUUUAUUAGUGAAGUGAAAACUAAGUUUUAUAUAAAUGUCUUCACCAAGAGCUCCAGCAACUCCUAAUCAGGAAAAUGUAUCUCAAACACUGUCUAGACGAGAUCAAGAAUCUCCUUCGUCUGAUUUUGUUACAACCCCUAUGCGUUGGGGAAGACCUGAAAACGAAAAUGUAGUAAAUACUAAUGCAACCUCUCCUAUUCCAAGUAUUGUUCCCACUAGUCCUGCAGCAGGUUUUCCAAUUAAGAAUAUUGACUUAAGUUCACCUUUAAAUUAUGGUACACCUAGUUCAUUGGGAUCUGUAGGACCAAGGUCAGGUAUAAGAGGUACCCCUAUUAGAAUGAGAUCUGAUAUUAGAACAGAUAAGAGAAUAAGACAGGUUAACGUUGGUUCAGAAGGGUUAGAUGGCAUUCCUGAAAGUCAGGAAUCAACAGAUAGUCCUGCUCCUCAUUUAAUUAUUUGGGGAACAGAUGUAUCAGUUGCCCACUGCAAGGAUCGAUUUAAACAGUUCAUUUUACGAUACAUCGAUCUAACAGCGGAAGAAGAUGAAGUGUCGGAAAGAACGAAUUUAAAUGAACCUUUGUAUUUGCAAAAACUUGAGGAAAUACACACUUUAGAAGAACCAUUUUUAAAUGUAAACUGCCUUCAUAUAGAAACCUUUGACGCCAAUCUUUAUCGUCAAUUGAUUUCCUAUCCGCAAGAAGUUAUUCCCGUGUUUGACAUGAUCGUAAACGAAAUGUUUUACGAACGCUUCCCCGCAGCAGUUUUGGAACAUCAGAUACAAGUGCGACCAUAUAAUGCUAAAAAGACGAGAAACAUGAGAUCCUUAAAUCCCGAAGACAUUGAUCAAUUGAUAACUAUAAGCGGCAUGGUUAUAAGAGCUUCGAAUAUAAUUCCGGAAAUGCGUGAGGCGUUUUUCAAAUGCAUAGUUUGUUCUUUUACUACUACUGUUGAGAUAGAUAGGGGACGUAUAGCAGAACCCACUCUUUGCAGUAACUGCAACACCAACCACUGUUUUACCCUCAUCCAUAACAGAUCACAAUUUACUGAUAAACAAAUGAUUAAACUACAGGAAUCUCCAGACGACAUGCCAGCAGGUCAAACACCUCAUACUGUUGUUCUUUUUGCACAUAACGAUUUGGUUGACAGCGUUUCUCCCGGCGAUAGAGUCACUGUAACGGGAAUAUAUCGUGCUCAAGCUCUGCAAGUUAAUCCCCGAAUGAGGAACCUACGUGCCGUUUACAAGACUCAUGUUGAUGUUUUGCACUUCAGAAAAAUUGAUUCUAAAAGGCUUUACGAACAAGAAGAAGGAAAAGAUCAUAUGUUUUCACCAGAAAGGAUUGAACUUCUUCAAUUGUUGUCUCAAAAACCAGAUGUCUAUCGACGUCUGGCACGAUCCAUAGCGCCUUCAAUUUACGAAAACGACGAUAUAAAAAAAGGAAUCCUCUUGCAAUUGUUUUGUGGAACAAAGAAAAAGUUCGCUACAUCUGGCCGAACAAAUUUCAGAUCGGAAAUAAACAUUCUUCUCUGUGGAGAUCCAGGCACGUCCAAAUCCCAGCUGUUGCAAUACGUCUACAAUUUGGUCCCAAGAAGUCAGUAUACAUCUGGCAAAGGAUCGUCGGCGGUGGGACUUACUGCUUAUGUUACAAAAGACACCGAAACCAGACAGUUAGUAUUACAAACUGGGGCUUUGGUGUUAGCAGACAAUGGUAUUUGUUGUAUUGACGAAUUUGAUAAAAUGAACGAUUCAACCAGAAGUGUAUUACAUGAGGUGAUGGAACAGCAAACGUUAAGUAUCGCAAAAGCAGGGAUUAUUUGUCAGUUAAAUGCUCGUACAUCGAUAUUGGCGGCUGCAAAUCCCUCCGAAUCACAAUGGAACAAAAAUAAAACUAUAAUAGAAAAUGUUGAAUUACCUCACACAUUAAUGUCCCGUUUCGACCUGAUAUUCCUCAUAUUGGACCCUCAGAAUGAAGCGUUUGAUAGGAGACUUGCUCGUCACUUAGUAUCUUUAUAUUACAAAUCAAAAUCAGGAGAAGACGAUGACGUAUUGGAUAUGUCAAUAUUAAGAGAUUACAUAGCGUACACCAAAGAAAACAUACACCCAAAACUAAGCGAAGAGGCCCAACAAAAACUGAUACAGGCCUAUGUAGAUAUGAGAAAAAUAGGAUCUGGACGGGGCCAAAUCUCUGCUUAUCCAAGGCAACUGGAAUCUCUCAUACGAUUAUCAGAAGCUCAUGCUAAAGUGCGUUUUUCAAAUAUUGUCACAGUAGAAGAUGUCGACGAAGCUUACAGACUUCAUCGGGAAGCCCUAAAGCAAUCAGCUACAGAUCCUCUUUCUGGUAAAAUAGAUGUUGGAAUUUUAACUACUGGCUUAAGUAGUGCAGCACGUAAACGAAGAAUUGAAUUGGCAGAAGCUGUUAAGAAACUGAUCGAUUCUAAUAAAGGCAAAGUACCAGUGCUUCAGUUUCAAAAACUGUACCAAGAAUUAAGAGAAAAUUCUUCCUUGAAUAUAAUCCGUGAACAAUUUGAAGAUGCCCUAAAAGAUUUACAAGAUGACGGUCAUAUAAUCGUCAUGGGUAGAAACACGAUAAGGAUUUGUUAAAAUUUGUUCCUUUUGUUAUGUAAAAAACUAUAACAUUAGCACCAAUAACAAAUAAUGAGAUAAUUUA